AUGAAGAAGCAGAUGGAACUGAAGGAGGAGAAGGUGAUGGUGUUGCAGAUUGAGGGGGACUCAUCUGCAGGAGGAGAAGGAGGAGAGUCGGAAACAGACGGUGGGGGUGUAAGCACAGGAGCACUUUCUGGUGGCUUUCCCAGAGGUGGAGGAGGGGAACUGGAGGAUGGUGAUUUUGGGACAUUCUUUGGAGGAGGAGGGACUGGAGGAUGGAGAUUUUGGGACAUUCUUUGGAGGAGGAGGAGAAUUGCUGUGAGAGGGGAGGCGGAUCUGCCGCAGAGGUGGGGAGAAGCCGGUGGCGGCAAUGCUUCAGGCGGGGGUGAAGCUGGUGGGGGCAAUGCCGGCGGUGGGGAUGAAGUUGGCGGUGGUGUAGCUGGUGGAGGAGAAAGAAAUGGGGAAGGAGGUGGGGUUGCAGUGUCAGAAGGAGAUGAAGGAGCAGGGGUAUUAGAGGUUUGA
Molecule: messenger RNA, 456 nt
Organism: Neltuma alba
Lineage: Eukaryota; Viridiplantae; Streptophyta; Magnoliopsida; Fabales; Fabaceae
Product: glycine-rich cell wall structural protein-like
Exons: 2
Coding region: 1-456 (151 amino acids)
Source: RefSeq, a predicted model, not a curated record